AUGCUUCUUCACUCAGCUGAAGGAAAGACCAAAGCCCAAUCUAGCUGUCCAGAGUCCUUCCCAUGUGGACACCUUGGUCUAAUGAAGUUCCCAUUCUCCAAUUUCUCCAGACCCCAUUGUGGGUUGUUCUUGUUAAACUGUGAUGUACCAUCACCACAAAUCCAAGUGGUAAAGCAAGAACAAUGGUAUAAAAUAAAGAACAUUUCGCGUCCCAACGCCUUUGAAAUUCAUGACAAAGUUUUCCAGAACCACUUAGAUUACCCUGGCUGCGAUUCCUUCAGUGACAUAACUCCUCCCAACUCUCCGAUCAUUUCCUUCACUCUCUUUCCCAAUCUUACCUUGUACAAAUGUAUCAACGGGCCUCACGUUCAAAUUGAUCAAUAUUUCAAUGGUUAUUACAGUUACAAGAGCUGUGGAGGCUACAGUUUCUAUUAUAGAUAUUCAGAAGAUAAUCAGAGUAUCACUCUUGGCAGUUUUCCACCAGACUGUUCGAUUAUUCACCUCCCAGUUUAA
Ilex paraguariensis (yerba mate) is the source of this 513-nucleotide messenger RNA. Lineage: Eukaryota; Viridiplantae; Streptophyta; Magnoliopsida; Aquifoliales; Aquifoliaceae. The record is from the annotation of a GenBank genome assembly.